UUGACUUUCUUUUGUGUCUUCGUGGCUGUUUUGGGAAUAGAAAGUUGGAAUCAUUGCACAAGUAAUCCUAAUUGUCGCUGUAUCCCAAAAGAUAACAAAAACUAUAUAGCAGACUGUUCGAAUCUAGCAAUCACAGAGGUACCGCGAACGCGACCAGAUGUCGACACUCUCAAUAUAGGACAUAAUAGAAUAAGUCACAUCAUGCAUCCGUUCAGUCCCACACUUGUGAAUUUGGAUAUGUCUUAUAACCAGCUUCAAAACUUUACUCAUGACGUGUUCGCAAAUUUAACACGCCUGAGAACUCUAAAUUUAGAAGGAAAUCAACUUCAAUUGGACGACAGCGUACUCAGACCGGAAGUCUUCCGAGACAUAAAAGCUUUACGUUCAAUAAACAUUAAGAAGACUAUAGUCAAAGCACAGAGCACAUUUCCAUAUAACAUGUGGGGCCAGCUGUCCUCGUUAGAGACUCUCCGGAUUGACGUCAUAUCAUCGACACAAUUUGGUCGACAGUUUCGCUCAUUAAGGUCAUUGACUGUCCUGGAUGUAUCAGGCUGCUCCGGGUUUUGCUCGAUAGAAGAAAUUGGAGAAAAGUUCUUGGAAAAUCUGCCUCACUUGGAGAUUCUGGAUUUGUCUUGUUGUCAGAUAAAAGGAUUCUCAGCAGGUGCCCUGAAAAAACAACGAAAUAUAACGGUCCUUGAUAUUUCAUACAAUGAAAAACUUACAUUUGCAAGUUUUGCAAAUAUAACAAGCGAUUUACAGUUUUCCAAAAUAAAGGUUUUCAAAGCUAAUAAAAUCCACUGCACGUAUGGAUUAGGUACUGUGAUACAAAUUCGUGACGUCAUGCACUUUCAGAACACAUCUCUUGAAGAACUUUACCUAGAGAACAACAGACUAGCUCUUGUAGAAAGAUAUGCUAUCCGCUAUUUUCCUCACACUCUCAGAAUAGUGUCGCUCGUCCGAAAUAAAAUGUCACCUGGUACUUACUUGAUGGAUGUCGUGUUCUUGACAGGGAUGGAAUCACUUGACUUGUCCCUCCAGAUGGGGUCCACGCCCAUCAGCGACCUUAUAGACGCUUUCACUUGUCAAAACCCUAUACGACCUUCCAAUAACACAAUAGAGAGUCAUUCCAACAAAUUCAACACAGAACCAUUUCAAAUGAGAUACAAUACUAGUAUCACCGAAACUCUGCCAAGAAAUUUAAGAACGCUCAUACUGAGAACAUGUGGCAUACGUCUGGAACUGUUUAGGAUUCUUGUUAACCCGUCCAAUCAGUUAUCCCAUGUUGACCUUUCACAGAACGUAAUUACCAGCUUCACGGGGCCUAUUAUAGGAUUUAAUAAACUGAAAUAUUUGGACUUGUCAGAUUGUCUUUGUUCCUCGCUUUCAACUGUUUUUUUUUAUUUAACGACAGCACUGCAAGUCUUAAAGCUUAACAAGAACCUGUUAGGUUUCAGUUUGAAAGACGAUUUGGACGGAGGAACCUUUAAGAAUCAGGUCAAUCUUCAAGAGCUAGACUUAUCGGACAACAGAAUACAACGGCUACCUGAAAUGUUAUUCAAAAAUCUAGGAAAGCUUCAAAAGCUGAAUUUAAGUUCUAAUUUCCUGACAGAAUGGAAUGUGAAGAUGAGUAACAUGCGGAACUUGCUCAUGAUUGAUAUUUCAGUCAAUAAGAUAAGGCAACUCAGUCAGGACGCCACAGUCUCUAUUGCAGAAAUGUUGAAAAAGAAUACACAUUUUAAAAUUUUUCUGGCAGACAAUCCUUUUGCUUGUUCAUGCGAUUCUCGACAUUUUUUACAGUGGUCUUCCAAAAAUCGCAAGCAUAUCUCGGACUUUCAUCAGAUGAAAUGUAAGUUAGACAAUGGAACAAGCUUUGGUUUCCAAGACAUAGAAACAGUUUUACGAUUGCUUGAAAUUCAGUGUAAAAAUUAUCAAGUGUUAAUAUUCAUAAUAACUUCUGUCAUAGUGUUCUUUGUGAUAAUCAUUGUUACCGGUUUAAUUUACCGGUACCGAUGGAAACUGCGGUACUUGUUUUAUAUGACUAAAAACAAAUACCGAUUAGUCAGACCUAUAUAUCGGGAUACGUUUACGUUUGAUGCCUUUAUAUCAUAUGCCGAUGAAGACAGUGACUUCGCGGUACACGAGUCGAUUUCCCAGCUAGAGGAAUCAAGAGGACUGCGCCUGUGCCUCAGCAAGAGGGACUUCCGGCCCGGUACAGAGAUCGCAGCUAACAUUACAGAAGCCAUCACCAAGAGUCGUAAAACAAUCAUAAUUCUGUCCAAUCACUUCCUGAACUCUUACUGGUGUAUGUAUGAAUUCAAUAUGGCAAGGAUGGAGAGUAUUUAUACCCGGAAUGGAAAGCACGUACUGUUCAUGGUUAUGUAUCGACACGUGACUGCUAAGAUGUUGCCUUUAUCAAUGCUGGCCUUGGUAGAAAGUCAUUCCUAUAUCGAGUACCCAGACGAUCCUCAGGGGAACAUCGUUUUCUGGGACAAAGUAGCUGAUACAUGCAGAAAUCCCUCAGAUUAAAGUAGCUGACACCUGGAAAAGCAUUCAGAUUAAUAUAACUGAUACCUGCAGAAAACCUUGAUUAACCACUGAGAUCUGUAAUAGGUCCUUAAGACAACAAAUCUGAAACCUGUGAUAAGCCUUCUUUAUAAAAAAAAAAUAGAUGAAAUGAAAAAAAAAAAGAAAAAUCUGAUUGAUCUCAAGAAACUUACAAAAAUACAGAUUUGUGAGCUAUUCAUUAUGCAGAUGGUGAACAGCAUACUCAAACUCAAAAGUCCAAAGGGACAUUAUAUGAAAUUUGGAGCUUAUCAAUCACGAUUCUUCAAAAUAAUCAUUUCCUGUCAACUAAUCAAAUCAGCGGAAAACCUAUUUUAAAAGUCGUCAAGAUAAGAAUAGCCAAACCUGGGGAAAUUUUAGAUUUAAAAACACUGAAUUCACGAAAAAGCUUUAAGCUCUAACCCUGCAAAAGGCUUGCAAAAUAAAAAUAACUGAAACCCGCCAAAUGAAGACACAACGGAAACAGCCAUCUUAUUGAUAUUCUCCCUCAGUUGAAAUGCAGAUGUUUCUAAACAUUAGAAGUUGUUGCUUAACGUAAUUAAGUCAUACAGGUAUACCACUUUGUAAAAGUGACACCACAAAAUUGAGGAUCUGAUUCUAUGGGUUUUCCCUGCAGUUUCACAUGUAGAGUGAUCUGCCCUUAGAUCUGAAUUAUAACAAAUAGAAAUUUACAGUAUAUUACCCAAUUUGUAAUUAAUUCAAGUAUUCUUAAGAUUUUAAAAUGCCAAGAAAAAUUAAUUGAACAUGUUAUUUAAAUGUAAUGUGUACAUCAUGGAAGUAAACAACAGUGAUAUCUAUUCACUGAUACAAUGUUGUCUUAGUACAUUUUUCCCUGAGGUAAAUGACACGUACCAUAUUGAAAAUUAAAUACUAUACAGUUGGAAAAUAACUCGCGGUGUAAAUAUUCGCUAUAUUCACGGUAUUUGAAAAUGAAUCCAUGAAUUAAAAAAAACAGUGAAUAAGUUUUCAAUAGGUAUAGAUAAGGGGGGAAACUUUUAUUAUAUACCAAUUCCGCGAAUUCAAGAAACCGUGAUUGUGUCAAAGAAGAGAAAAACGUGAAAAUAACAACCAGUGAAAUAAAUCCUCUACUGUGAAGUCACU
This is a messenger RNA of Saccostrea cuccullata (small rock oyster), 3663 nucleotides long. RefSeq names its product toll-like receptor 4. NCBI's taxonomy places the organism in Eukaryota, Metazoa, Mollusca, Bivalvia, Ostreida, Ostreidae. Gene Ontology annotation, cellular component: plasma membrane. The record is from RefSeq and is a predicted model, not a curated record. The transcript has a single exon. The coding region runs from base 202 to 2526 and encodes 774 amino acids. Gene Ontology annotation, biological process: immune response; toll-like receptor signaling pathway. Gene Ontology annotation, molecular function: protein binding; transmembrane signaling receptor activity.